Molecule: messenger RNA, 2254 nt
Organism: Didymodactylos carnosus
Lineage: Eukaryota; Metazoa; Rotifera; Eurotatoria; Philodinida; Philodinidae
Source: the annotation of a GenBank genome assembly
AUGUGUCACCCGUUGGAUAUAGACGUUGAUCCUCAAACCAAAUACGUUCAAAUAACUGUGAACAAAUUACCGGUCAACGAUGUUCCUGAUUCCUUAUGGGAUACCUUGUCAAUAGUGGAGCGAUCCGAGAGUGACAACAUCAAUCGAUCGGGUUAUGCAGACAAUGAAUUGGCUAUAGAAGAAACAAAUAGCAAUGGUCCAAUUUCAUUAGCAACCAGUGCUUUUAUUGAUACGAGUGCUGCAACAACGUCAUCUGGGGACAUUGCAAGACAUUUAAUCGGAAGAAUCAAUGUAGCUGAUGAAAUGACAGUUGCGAAUGAUGAUAUAUAUUUAGUACCGCAUGGUUUGUAUCCAACGUUGUUCCCGUAUGGUGUGGGAGGUGUCGAGAAUGAAAAGAGACUAAUACCUGUGUCAUGUUCAAAACAUAUGAGAUAUUUCCUUUCCUAUGAUGAUCGUCGAUUCCAGAUGAAUCCAUCAUUCAUUUUCGUUAAUUUCAAUAUUCUACAACGAAGAGCCGCUUGUCCAAAAACACGAAUACUUGUAUCACGACCAUACUUUACUUCACAGGCCAUGGAAAUCAAUCAGAUUACGGCAGCUGAAGUAAAAACGGUUUUGAGCCAGAUUGGAUCAAACGCAUCAAGUUCUCAUACAAAUCCGGGUAUAUCAACAUUAUUGAAACAAGUCAAGACCGUUGCGGGAACUGUAAUGGGAUCGAAUCAGGCUCGUGCAAAAUGCUGUGUGGAACUGCACGCUCAAAUCUUUUCUUCAGGUCUUUCAUCUAUUUUCAUUACCAUCAAUCCGUGUGAUUUUACACCAUCCAUUAGCAAUGAAAUUUCGGGUGUAGACCUCGAUAUUGAUCAUUUGAUAUUUGACAUAAUGCCUGGUUCGCAAGAACGAGCGGCCAUUGCUGCCAGUCAUCCAGUGGGUAUUGCACGGUUUUUCCACAAACUGAUAGAACCGAUACUGAAUACACUCAUUGGUUACAACCAUCAACUGCAUCAAUCGCAUCCAGGUGGCGGAGUUCUGGGUGAGAUUGAGGCAUAUUACGGGACAGUGGAGGAAUCUGGCCGAGGCGCGCUACACCUUCAUAUGUUACUUUGGUUGGUCGGCAAUGUAAACCCUAGCGGUUUGCGUGAAUCAAUAAAACAUGAGGUAUGUUGAGAUGAGUGAAGUUUUACGUUUAUUAUCACAGGUAAGGAAUAUAAUGACUAUUAGAAGCAAGUAUGUUUUGAGUAUGAAAUCGAUUGUUAUCUAUUUAGGCUUUCAGAGAUAAUCUGAUCAAGUAUUUGGAGGAUAUAAUCAAGGAGGAUUUAUCUUGCUUUCAAACGGAACAAGUUCGAUCAGAUGUUUCCGAAGUUGAAAAACAAAAUCGAAAACGCUUCUUGUAAAACUUCUAUAUGUGCACCAAUGCCGACACCAAAAGAUCUUGAUUUUGAGGAGAAAAAACGAAUCGCAAUAUGCAUGUUAGUGGCGGAAUGUCAUAUACAUUGUCACACGAGUACUUGUUACAAAUAUGCCAAUGAAUCAUCGGGAAAUGUUCCUCGAUGUCGAAUGAGAUAUCCGAAGGAAUUGCAUGAUGCCACGACGAUCGAUAUUGAGACAGGAGAAAUUCGUAUGCAACGAGCACAUCCCAUGUUGAAUAACUUCAACGAGUGGCUCUUGAUGGCAUGCAGGUGACUAUCUGACAUAAAAUCAAAUGUAAUUCAAUACUACUUUCAAUGCUUUCAUUAUAUAAAUGCAACAUGGAUAUUAAAUUCAUUUGGUCCGGUGGCGAUACGAAAGCACUUUUGUACUAUAUUACUGACUAUAUCACUAAAAGAAAUUUGUCGUUUCAUGAUACCCAUGUGUUGAUUCAUCGCGCGAUCGAUUCGUUUACAAAAUCGGCACACAAUCAGGAAUAUAUCGACGCUCAACAGGGUUGAUCCGUCACGACGCCUCAUACUGCGCUGUUUCAAUACAUUGGCAUUUCAACAAGAGAUUUCAUCGGUGCAAGUCGCUUCUUAUUUGAUGGGUUGGCCCGAUCAUUAUUGUUCGCAUACAUUUGUCAACGUAUACUUGAUCGGAAUCGAACGAUAUCUAGAAAAAUCAUUGAAUGAAGUAACUGUUGUCGGUAAAAAAAAAGAAUGGACUCGAAUGUUUUUUGAAUAACGUUUGACAGAAAAGUGAUAAAUGCUUACGGUCUUCACUAAUCGAAAGUUAGGACCUAAAUGCAGCUUUUCACAAUGAAAGUCAUUUUCAAGAUCUUUCCCUGAAG